AUGAAGGGCUCAACGCUGGCGCUGGCCGCGCAGCUGGUGACGUCGGCAUCGGCCUUCACGCUUGUGCAACGCGAAAACCCAAAAGUGGUCAAAUUCGACAUCAAUCGCCGCAAUGUAAACCCUCUCGAACACGAUCGGUUACGUAGGCGCGAUACCGUCCAAGUGACGCUGGACAACCUCGAGACGCUCUACUUCAUGAACGCCAGUUUAGGGACACCCGAACAAAACUUCCGCCUCCACAUUGACACAGGCAGCAGCGAUCUCUGGGUCAAUGCUGCCAACUCCCGCCUAUGCUCAAACAUCGGCCAGCCUUGCUCCGUAGCGGGCACCUAUAACGCAAAUGACUCGUCAUCAUACAACUACGUGAACAGUGUUUUCAACAUUUCGUACGUAGACGGAUCGGGCGCAUCGGGCGACUAUGCUACAGACACGUUCAAACUGAGCAACCCGGACUUGACAGUUGAGGACCUGCAAUUCGGAAUCGGAUAUACAUCGAGCUCUCCGGAGGGCAUCUUGGGCAUCGGCUACCGGGUCAACGAGGUCCAAGUUAACCGUGCAGGCUUGGACCCCUACUCGAAUCUGCCUCAGAAGCUGGUCGAUGAUAAGACGAUCAACACCAACGCCUACUCGCUUUGGCUCAAUGACUUGGAUGCGUCGACUGGCAGCAUCCUCUUCGGCGGCGUCGAUACAGACAAGUUCAACGGAACUCUCAGCACGCUCCCGAUCAUCGCUGAAUCAGACACAUACGCCGAAUUCAUCAUUGCAUUGACUGCUAUGGGCGAGGACGGCGACAAGGGUUCCAUAUUCGAGAACGAGAGUGUGGCAGUGCUUCUCGACUCCGGAUCGUCUCUCAUGUAUCUGCCUGACAACGUCGCCACAGCGUUGUACAGUAAGUACAAUGCGGAGUAUGACUCUUCACAGGGCGCUGCUAUCUGCGACUGUGAUCUCGCGAACCAGGACGGAUCGAUUGAUUUCACCUUCUCAUCCGACGGUCCCACUAUCUCGGUUCCUCUCAACGAGCUUGUACUGGUCAUGGGUUACCAGCGGGGCGAGCCUAUUUGUAUCCUGGGAAUUGGUCCAUCCGGUGACUCGAUCUCAGUCCUUGGCGACACCUUCUUGCGAUCGGCCUACGUCGUCUACGAUCUCGAGAACAACCAAAUAGGGCUUGCACAGACUGUUUUCAACGCCACGGCCUCCAAUGUAAAAGAGAUUGAAUCUGGAUCAGACGGGAUACCCAGCGCUACAUCAGUCCCCAACGCUAUCUCCUCUCUGAGUGUACAAGGCGGCGGUGGCCGCAUUGGCGGUCCCUCAGUCACAGGCUCAAUUGGCGGUAGCAACCCGGAAUCAAGUGGUUUCGGAUCUCCCGCCGCGACUCCAAUGCCAUGGCACGCUGCUGGUGCCGCGCUCGCCGGCGCUGGGCUCAUGAUGGGCUUCAAUGGAUUUUGA
Messenger RNA from Didymosphaeria variabile, 1446 nucleotides. RefSeq lists its product as uncharacterized. The coding region runs from base 1 to 1446 and encodes 481 amino acids. The record is from RefSeq and is a predicted model, not a curated record. Gene Ontology annotation, biological process: proteolysis. NCBI's taxonomy places the organism in Eukaryota, Fungi, Ascomycota, Dothideomycetes, Pleosporales, Didymosphaeriaceae. The transcript is spliced from 3 exons. Gene Ontology annotation, molecular function: aspartic-type endopeptidase activity.